Molecule: messenger RNA, 654 nt
Organism: Symbiodinium natans
Lineage: Eukaryota; Dinophyceae; Suessiales; Symbiodiniaceae
Source: the annotation of a GenBank genome assembly
AUGAGCCAGUUGAGAACUGCCGUGGCGGUCGUGGCAGCGUGCUGCCUGGCCAGUAUCGCCUUCGAGGCCUUCGUGUCGCCCACGGCGCGGGGGGCGCCGCUCGCGGCACCCAAGGCAGCGGCGGCCACGGCGCCGCCGAUGGAGGCGGCUGGCUGGGGAUUGGCGGUGGCAGGCCUGGCUGUGGGAGCCCAUGCCGGUCUCGCGGCGGCCUUUCGCACUCGCGCCGCGAGGAGGGCUGAGGCGAAGCCGACGGACAAGUACGUAGAGACGGUCGCGGACCAGCGGCUCUUUGAGCAGGUCUACUUGCAGUACACCUCGGAGUACCUGAAAGGGCCCCUGUACUGGCACCCGGACAAGGCCCAAGGAUGGCUCCCCGACUACCCGGGCACCCCCAUGAUCAAGGAGGGCAAGUACACCAGCCAUGUCAUUGGCAACCUCAAGGCUUUCAGCUCCAACGAGCUGGCCUUCCUGUCCAUGCUCUUCUUCGGCGUCGGCCUCUAUGGCAACCUCCAGUUCAACUUCUAUGACCCGCAAUGGGCGAAGGUGGAUGCCGGUGGCUUCUUCAAUGUGUCCUACAUCGUGGAGUCUUUCUUGCUUCCCAUCUCCUUCUUCAUGCACAUCGCCUGCUACAUCCAGAGGCAGAACGGAAAGUGA